ACAAAGCGCCCGACCGCCUGACGCAUAUAGAGCGCGGAGAUCCGGAGCAGCAGUCCACAAACCGGGGAUGACAGCACGGCAGAGGAUCUACUUUCCAUCAACUCCGUCUUUGCACUGAAAGUUUUGCGCGUCGCCGAGGAAAAAGGACACCUGCCUCUAAGUUUCCACAAUAUAAAAAAGUGAUUUGCCUGCAAAAAUGCAGAGACCAGGCCAAGGGACGGCGUUUUCAAUCGAUUCCCUGAUAGGGACUCCACAUCCCAGACCGGGACACCUGCUCUACACGGGCUACCCUAUGUUCAUGCCGUACAGACCUUUGGUUCUUCCACAAGCUUUAUCCCACUCGUCUUUAACGUCCGGUAUACCUCCACUCACGCCUUUGGCUUCUUUUGCGGGACGGCUCACCAACACGUUCUGUGCCAGUUUGGGACAGGGGGUGCCGUCCAUGGUGGCGCUCACCACGACGAUGCCAAGCUUCUCGGAUCCUCCGGACAGUUUCUACCCACCGCAAGAACUCCCAGGUCCCCGUUUAAGCGCCGUGGACCCCGGAGCGAGACGGCAAGAGAGUCCGCACACCGAUGAGCUGCGCAGCCGGGACAAGGGCUCCGAGCUGCUGAACUUCUCGGAAACUUUUCAAACAAUAUCAGGUGAGACCAAACUGUACAGCUCUGACGACGAGAAGCUGGACCUCAAAUCGUCCGCGGACACCGCGUGCAGCGACCGAGAGGACAGCUCCGUGGACAGCGAGAACGAAAGUUUCUCGGACGGCAACAACUGCGGCUCGCUGUCCCAGAAGAGCAAACUAAAAGCCGGCUCGCAGGAGGCGCUGCCGACCGGCAGCUCGGCGGGGAAGAGCCGGAGGAGACGAACAGCUUUCACCAGCGAGCAGCUGCUCGAACUCGAAAAGGAGUUUCACUGUAAAAAGUACCUUUCUCUGACUGAGCGCUCGCAGAUCGCACACGCGCUCAAACUGAGCGAGGUGCAGGUGAAGAUCUGGUUUCAGAACCGCAGGGCCAAAUGGAAACGGAUCAAAGCCGGCAACGUCAACAACCGGUCGGGAGAGCCGGUGAGGAAUCCCAAAAUCGUGGUCCCCAUCCCCGUGCACGUCAACAGGUUCGCUGUGAGGAGUCAGCACCAACAAAUAGAACAAGGGAGCAGGCCAUGAACUCAGAUGAAGAUCUAAAAUAUUAUUAUUAAUAAUAAUUAAAAAAAACACUUACAAUGACUCUAUCUUCCACUGAUUCGUUGAACGCAUGAAGCACAAACAUGGAGGAUUAGAUUCUUUUUGUAUGAGAGGUGAGGCUGAGCAGAGGGUUGCUCGCAGACAGAUCAGUUAUUUGGCAAUAUGCUGUCAUUUUUUAUUUAUUGCUGUGAAUAUGUAAAUAUAAAUGGAUAAAAAUUGGUACAAAUGGGCACUAUGAGAUGAGACUGUAAAGAUUUUUUUUAAGUAUUUAUAUGUUGGGCCAAAAUGUUCAGUUGGUUAUGUGCAUGUCCUCAUUUGGUGAAGCUGAAUUUUUGUUUUGUGUUUCGUACAAUUUGUUGACCACAUUUGCAUGUAAGACGUUUUACAUUUUGUUUGGCAACUGGAGGAACCACCUUUGCCAGCCAUUUGUGGACAAAAAAAAAAA
This is a messenger RNA of Anarrhichthys ocellatus (wolf-eel), 1625 nucleotides long. It is a transcript of the gene gbx1, whose product is annotated as gastrulation brain homeobox 1. Gene Ontology annotation, biological process: regulation of nervous system development; regulation of transcription by RNA polymerase II. Gene Ontology annotation, molecular function: DNA-binding transcription factor activity, RNA polymerase II-specific; RNA polymerase II transcription regulatory region sequence-specific DNA binding. Gene Ontology annotation, cellular component: nucleus. The record is from RefSeq and is a predicted model, not a curated record. Lineage: Eukaryota; Metazoa; Chordata; Actinopteri; Perciformes; Anarhichadidae. The transcript is spliced from 2 exons. Bases 197 to 1162 code for a protein of 321 amino acids.